Trypanosoma theileri is the source of this 696-nucleotide messenger RNA. RefSeq lists its product as uncharacterized. The transcript has a single exon. The record is from RefSeq and is a predicted model, not a curated record. The coding region runs from base 1 to 696 and encodes 231 amino acids. Lineage: Eukaryota; Euglenozoa; Kinetoplastea; Trypanosomatida; Trypanosomatidae.
AUGGAACGGCAAAACAUCUACCGGGACGUGGAGAUGAGGGAGACAGUAGUGAGUACUCCCCUCAUAGCAGUAAUAGUUUGUGCGCUAACUACCAUCCUGCUCCUAGCACUCCUCGCACGGGUUGUGUAUAAUUUGUAUUACAAAGAUAAGUUUCAGGUACACUUAUUGUAUUCCCGCGCUACUCAACCAUUCCAAGCUGAUGAUGGUAACAACGGCGAUGACAGAAACUGGUGGAAACGUACAUUCAACAAAAUUAUCAGUAAUGACCCCCAGAGAACCUUAAACUCUGCGGUUCUGCAUGCGAUCCUUUUUCUGCCUGUGGACUUGGAACUACCCAAUCCUCUCGAAAACGCGGAGUUGUUUAAUGAUAAAUUUUGCCUUAGCAGAGCGAAGGAAAGACGUCGUAUGUUGGAUGACCUUUUUUCCUCGCCUAAUGACAAGAAUUCUGUUGAGACAUCAGAAGGCGAAGAUAAAGUCUCACAACCCGUUUCAAAAUAUAGUGAUCCAAACAAUAACACACCACAAUACUUUCAUAGGAAUAUGAAGAGUAGAUAUAAGGCAUCCAUAAACAGUAAUAAAACCGGUUUGCUGACUCAAACAGAAGAAGAGUCAAGAAUGAGUUCUGUUAAUGAUGUCAGUGAAAAUCAACAACAUCAAAGAGAACCGAAACGUAAACAGCGAACUCCACGUGAGUGA